AUGGCGCAAGCGCCGCCUGGGCCGGGAGUAGCCUCCACGAACAUUGCACCAGCAGAGGAUUCGCCGCAUGUAGAUGCAAACGAAUGGGCGUUUGAGGAUAUUGAUGUGGACUCCGAUUCUGAGCCGGAGGUGAGAGACAUGGCGGAUGGUAGACCACAUGUAACCUUCUCUAAGGAGUUACAGAAGGAGUUGUGCAGUGCCUGGAAGAUGGCGCUAAUCCUUAAAUACUUGGGCAAAAACAUCCACUUCAAUGUGCUCAAUCAGCGUCUCCCCAACAUCUGGAAACUCCAGGGAAAGAUGACCCUCAUUGACAUCGGAUACGGUUGCUUCGUUGCCCGAUUCGACAACAAGAAUGACUAUCUCCAUGCCCUUCUCGACGGUCCGUGGAAGAUGUUCGACAAUUACCUUGUUACGCAACGUUGGGUGCCGGAGUUCAGAGCCCGAACAGCGAAGCUCUCCAAAAUGGCUGUCUGGGUGAGACUCCCCGACCUGCCGAUGGAAUAUUUCAGAGACGACACUAUACGGGCAAUCUUGGACAACGUUGGCAAACCCCUUAAGUUGGAUAGAACGACGACUAUUGCAUCGAAAGGUAGAUUCACCAGAGCGGCGGUUGAAGUGGAUUUAAAUAAACCCCUGGUCUCCGAAGUGUGGGUUGAAAAUUCGGUUCAAUUGGUUGAAUACGAGGGGCUGCAUGUUGUUUGUUUUAAUUGGGGUGUUGUUGGCCACCGUGAACAAAGCUGCCCCGAGAUUGUAUCAACACAGACGGCAACUCCUAACAUGGAGUCGAACGGGCCUCCCAUGCCCAAAUCAGAUGGUAAUCAACAAGCGACAGCCCCACCACCUGCUCCGUCGCAGACACCGAGCAAGAUGCGUUACGGGUCUUGGAUGUUGGGUCCCGACGCUUCUUCCGCACACCGAAACAGGUCCAACAAAUCUAAGUCGACAUCGGGCCCCACGCAGAGCAACAAAGGUAAGUCUCCUUUACCCAGUAACACCCCUCCCGCUAAUCCUCCGGCACAUCACAACGCUGCCACCCCGUCGCACAAUGGCAACGUACAGCCUCUUAUUCCGCCCUCUCGAGGCCGUGGAGGGCGUUCCAGUGCUCCUCGGGGGAAAGGUAGAGGCGUAGGGAGGGGUAGCCAUCCGGACCACACGCCUAAUGGCGUCAAUCCCACUGCUGCUGGCGGGAAUGGUCAGGCCGGUGUCCAGGGAGUCUUUCAUUUUGGAAAGUCUCCUUUUUCUUCCGGCAUUGGAACAGGUGAGUGCUCUAAUCCUGCGGGAUUGGGCAAUUCUUCUAGCGUUACGCAUGGGGAAGGCGGUGGCCAAACUUCCCCUGGAGUCAAUGGUUUGUCAUGA
Ipomoea triloba (trilobed morning glory) is the source of this 1356-nucleotide messenger RNA. RefSeq lists its product as uncharacterized. NCBI's taxonomy places the organism in Eukaryota, Viridiplantae, Streptophyta, Magnoliopsida, Solanales, Convolvulaceae. The record is from RefSeq and is a predicted model, not a curated record. The transcript has 3 exons. The coding region runs from base 1 to 1356 and encodes 451 amino acids.